This is a messenger RNA of Condylura cristata (star-nosed mole), 1261 nucleotides long. RefSeq names its product family with sequence similarity 228, member B (gene FAM228B). The transcript has 10 exons. NCBI's taxonomy places the organism in Eukaryota, Metazoa, Chordata, Mammalia, Eulipotyphla, Talpidae. Bases 59 to 1051 code for a protein of 330 amino acids. The record is from RefSeq and is a predicted model, not a curated record.
CCGAAGGCACUGCCGCUCUUAGGCGGGGAGCUGAGGGGCUCUGUUAUUUGUGACUACAAUGAAAAACUUAGACAGUGAUGACUAUGACUAUUUUCUCAAGCCCAAGAGCUCGAAAGAAUGGCUGGAGCCGCAACCACUUCCUUUUAUGGAGGCAUUAGCUAAAGAAGAUGUUGAUGCAGCUUUUCAUUCAAUAUUAUAUAGAGAAAAUUAUGCAAUUAAGGAACUAGAUAAGUAUUUGAAACAUAAUGACUUCUUAAAUACAAGAAGAAAGGAGAUACUAUAUAAAAGAUGGGUUGACCAUGUGGCAAAUCCUCUGCAGAAGAAAAUUAUAGAAAAAGUUUGUUCACAUAAGAAGAUUAAAAACAGGAGAAAAGAAGAAUUAGAUGGUUUUUUAAAAUACGUGAAUAAACAGGGAAAUGCAUUUAUAGAACAUUAUGAUCCAAAAGAGUAUGAUCCUUUUUAUAUGCACAAAGAGGAUCCCAGUUUUCUGAAGGUUACCAUGCCACCACUUCGGGACCCUUUGAAAAAGGUACAAUUUGACAAAGAUGAUGAAAAAAGAACUCUUCUUCAGUGUGAGAAUGGCAAAAUAUAUACAAUGAAAGAAUUUAAAGAGGUUGAGAAGGCCAAACUGCAUUCCAGAUUCCCAAGAAUUUCUAAUCCAAGGCAGUUUAUGACUCCAAAUGAGUGGCUUAAACUGCCUAAAUGCUACAUAGAAAGUGAAUUUUGUAAAAGGAGAAGGUUAAAAGUGAAAGUGAAUUUUAACUACAGUAACUUUGACCCAGCGCCCACGACAAGAGGACCUCACCUUCUGGAACCUCUGGAAGAAGAAAAAGCUAUCGUUUGUAGAAAUAAAGGGUCAUCUCCUUUGGAGCAAGAACCUCUAUGCUAUCAGGAGGGACAGAACCCAAGCCCCAAGGAGGCCAACUCUGAAGGGCACUUUUCUUCCCUGAGCCUUAGCCAGGAGGUAGAAAGGGAUGAGGACCAGGAUACGGCGAGAGCUGGGAAGUCCCAUUUCGCAAAGGUUUUAACAACUAAGGAGCACAUACCCUAGUCCUCCUGGCAAGAGAGGCCAUAAAAGACCACUUCCGAGGAAGCCGCCUCUCAGGAGCCAUCACUCAGGGCGAGCACCAAGGAAGGCACUCAAGGAUUGUUCUAUGUCUAAGCAAGAAUCUAUAAUAAAUUUAAUUUCAUUUUUGAGUUGUGUCAGUAUGAUAAUUAAGAAGUGACAAUAUCAUGUAUUGAUACUUAUUUCAAAUUGUUU